UAUGGUAAAGGACAGGUAAGAAAUCUAAUUAAUAAAACAAAAUAAAAAUAAUCCCUUUUUAAAGCCACCUUGCACAUAUGCCCACAUAUAUUUUGUAAGGAGCACAUAAUGAAAAUGCCAGCCUAUGUUUAACCCAUUUGUAACUUAUAUUGUUGUUGUUACCACCUGCCCUUCAGCCAAAGGUUUCCAGGCAGUUUACAACAAUUUUAAAAAUCAGCAUUAAAACAAUUUAAAACAGCCUAAAAUAAUUGAAUGCUACAUACUCAGAACUGUAUGCACAGGUCCCUCUCCAACUGGGUAGGGUAGGCUAAGGGCUGGCCUUGAUGUCCUUAUAGGUCCCUUCAUACUCUACAGUUCUAUGAUUCUGUAGCCAAAUGUCACCUAGUAACCUUCAUGAGGGGAGUAGGGGUUUGAUCACAGUGCUCUAUCCAUUACACCUCACUGGCUGUAAUAGGAUGGACUGGGUGAGGGGCCCUCCUUUGCUUUUGGUCUAGAAACCUAAAUCUACAUUUGACAGCACCUCUGGAGAUGGGUAAGUUGGGAUGACACUCAAUUCCCUGCCUUUCUCUUGACAGAUUCCCCAAAGCAGGUGCUUGAAGAUGGCCAGCAAGCAAGGGUAUAAUUGUCUCUCAGAUGGCUCUGUGGAUGUGCCAUCUUCCAGCCCUGAAGGCACCCUAAGCCUCAGUCCUCAAAGCCCUGGGCUCUGCCUGAUCUCCACUCCCACAGCAGAGUCCCACUGGCUGAGCAACGCCCCGCCCCAGUCUGAGUCACCGGCAGAAAUGAACCUCACUUUGGAGGAACUCCUUGCUCCCAUUACUGAGAAGCUCAAGUAUUUGCUGAAGAAAGCAGAGGACUUCCAGACGUACCUGCUGUACAGCAGAGACAGAAUGCAGAAGGAGCAGUUUGCCAAAGCCAUGCCCACAUUCCUGCAGAUGUGUCAGCCUUACUUCCACUACCUGGAAUCCACAGCACGCAGCUGCACACCUUAUUUAAGACCCCCACAGGAGCCAGUGCGGAGGCGGCUCCUGGAGAUCUCUCAGCAGUUGGCCUGCCAGCUUGAGCAACUGGUAUUGAUGUAUGCUUCUUUCAGCUUUGUCUCCCUAGAAGACACCGAUCCAUUCAGUGUCUCAUGUUUCUUCUGUGGAAAGUUUUGGCUGAAUGAGUUGCGGCAAGUUUCCAUCUUCCGAUAUUGCAUCUCAGCACCCUACACAGCUGCCCACAUUCCCCGCAACCUCUAUAAGAAGAUGCGCUGGAACCUUGACAUCUUGGAAGGGUCUGCUGCCCGGAAUCAAACACCCCGGACAGAAUACUACUUCCUAUGCUUCCGGGAUACAGGAGAUGAGACAACUGUGAAGAUGCAGAAGCUCUGGUCCAUUGGACGCUGGGUGCCAUUAGAUCCUGACAGUGAGCACAACUCUGAUGUGCUCUCCUGGGUGCUGUGUCGCCACCCCAUGGGGGAUUAUCAGCAGCUCCUGACCAUUGGAUUUGAAGAACCCUCCCACACUUUAGCAACAGACCUCUUGGUGCAGAUGCUAAAUGCUCAGAGCUCUGGCCUGCUUCAUCACAAAUCCUCCUGCUGGGUGAGCCCAGGGGAACAGGUGCAAUAAAAAGCCCACUGCUUCCUAUCACCACCAGCAUCGCAUCAGCAGACGCACUGUGUCAUAUGUGGCUGUCUUCACAUUAAGCCCAGUGGAGUCAGUCAUUUUGCCAUACAGAUAUGCCAGUUUAAGAUUUUGACAACUUUUUGAGUACAAAAAAAUCGACCGGCCCCUAUCUCAUGUUAAUCUCCCUGUGCUUGCAUUGCUUACAAGAGAGAUUUGAAUGGCAUUUUGAAACAAUGAUUGCCUUCCUGCUGGCUUCCUAUGCCUGACUGCUGAACAGGUACCAUCCACUUUGAGACAAACCACAUCACAGAAGUAUCGAGGUUCUUGUGAUCUCCCUUACAAAGUGUGGUGGGAUAGAGCAGGAAGUCACACUUUCCUUCCUUCAGUGAAAGGUUCAAUUAGUGAGCCUUUAUAAUGGUCCAAACCAGGACACGUUAAGUGCCUCGUCAACUCUGUGGCCCCUUUCCUUUGAAUUUACACACACCUUGUUCCCCAUUGACUAUUUCCCUCUGAACACUUGUCACUUGGCUGUGGCUCAAGGCAGAUCAAAAUCUCUGAAGCACCUAAAAGGGGACAUCCA
Rhineura floridana is the source of this 2184-nucleotide messenger RNA. It is a transcript of the gene C3H19orf67, whose product is annotated as chromosome 3 C19orf67 homolog. The record is from RefSeq and is a predicted model, not a curated record. Lineage: Eukaryota; Metazoa; Chordata; Lepidosauria; Squamata; Rhineuridae. The coding region runs from base 600 to 1607 and encodes 335 amino acids. The transcript is spliced from 6 exons.